Messenger RNA from Paramecium sonneborni, 1131 nucleotides. The record is from the annotation of a GenBank genome assembly. NCBI's taxonomy places the organism in Eukaryota, Ciliophora, Oligohymenophorea, Peniculida, Parameciidae.
AUGAAUUCAUCUGUUACUAAUAUUAUGGACAAAGCUAUGAUUUACUUAUAUCAAAUAUUAGCCACUUAAUCAUCGAUACAAUUGUCUGAUAAAUAUGAGUAAUCAGAACACAAGCAUACUUCAAUUAUAGUUUUCUAAAGAUAUAUAUCAGAAAUCAAAGCUAUUUUCAUUUAUGCUUAUGAUUACAACUCUUUUAUUAUUAUUUAGUAAUAACACUUUCAUUUAGAUUAAUUUACAUCCAACCUAAAUCAUUACUAUGAAACAAUUAAAAACUUUCUUAUUCGCAUUCUUGAUUCAAAUUAAGAAGUGUGUUUGCAUUUUAUUAAUUAUGGUCUAGAUUUCGUAGAAGAAAAAGUAGAAACAAUUCAACAUGCCCUUCAAUUGCUUGAAUUACCUUAUUUAAAAAGUAAAAUUAUCAUUUGGAUGAACAAUCAGUAACUAAUCCAACCUAAAGAUGGUUAUUUAAUGAUUUAAUAUUUUAACUAAUAUGUGUUACUUAAAUUUCAGUAGGAUAUAAUAAAAAAUCAAGAAGGUUAUAAAGACUUUACUUAAAAAUAGAUAAAAUAAGUAUAAGAGAUCCACAAGGAAUUUAUUAAAUAAUUAGAAUUGUACGAGUAAUAUGUACAAAUGUAUAACAUAUAUUCUUUAAUAAAAGAUGUUACAUUUAUACAUGAUAUACCAAAUUCUAUCUAUUAUUUAGCUAAAUUCCUUGUGAAUUUACCUAAAUAUACCUCUUAAGAGACUCUUGUAAUGAUCUCAAAACUCAAACUAUAUAGACAAAAUCAAGUUUAUAUGCAACUCUAAAAAUAAACGAAUUAAAAAAAUGACGGAUAUAAAUAAGUGAUUUUUACUUAGUUAGCUCCCUUUAAAGAGGAGAAGAAUAGACAUUUUCCAAUGAAAAGUUCUCAUUGCCAGAAGUAAAUGUACAUUUAUUAUAAUAGAUGUAAAGUCUGUUAAAAACAGAAUAAUCAGAAGGUACAUAAAUCAAGCUUUAUUUGUGAAAGUUGUAAGAAAUACUAUAAAAUAAAUGUAACACUUUGUACAGAUAAAUGCUUUAAAUAGUUUCACCUUAAUCCUGCAUAUUAUUUAAAAAGAAACAGAAGAAAAAAGUAAACAAAAGUUGAAGAGUGA